Messenger RNA from Pyrus x bretschneideri (Chinese white pear), 3045 nucleotides. Its product is annotated as disease resistance protein RUN1-like. Lineage: Eukaryota; Viridiplantae; Streptophyta; Magnoliopsida; Rosales; Rosaceae. Gene Ontology annotation, molecular function: ADP binding; protein binding. Gene Ontology annotation, biological process: defense response; signal transduction. Bases 1 to 3045 code for a protein of 1014 amino acids. The transcript is spliced from 6 exons. The record is from RefSeq and is a predicted model, not a curated record.
AUGGAGUUCAAUGGGUUCUUUCAAAUUAUCAUCAUCAUUGCCACCGCCAUCGUGACUCUGUUGGAAAAAUAUGGCCAGUUGGUUAUACCCAUUUUCUACGGCACCAGUCCAUCAACGGUACGAAGACAAAGGGGGAGUUAUGAAGUUGCGUUUGCUCAACUUGAAAAACGUUUCAAGGGCACUAUCGACAAGGUCAACGUGUGGAGGGCUGCUUUGACGAUUGCAGCUAGUCUUUGUGGCUUCUCAAACAAAACAGGGACGGAGGCCAAUUUAGUUAAGAAACUUGUAAAUGAAAUUUGGAGCCAAUUGAAUCGAAAAUCUUCAAGUGUUCUACAGGGCCUUGUUGGAAUGGAAAAACGCAUUGACCAAAUUGAGUCAUCAUUAUGCAUUGAUUCACUUGAUGUAUACACUGUAGGUAUUUGGGGCAUGGGUGGCAUUGGCAAGACCGCCCUUGCUGAUGCUGUGUUUCAUCGACUCUCGUCUAAAUUUGAAGCUGCUUGUUUUCUUGGAAAUGUUAGGGAGAAAUCAGAAAAAAAAGAUGGACUAGUUCACUUGCGAAACACACUUCUUAGUGAGAUAUUGAAGGAAAAAGAUCUAAAUAUCGGCACUCCAACUAUAGGAUCAGAUCUUGUUAGAAAGAGGAUGGCAGGGACGAAGGUCCUCAUUGUUCUUGAUGAUGUAAAUGAUUCAAACCAAUUAAAUUUUCUAGCUGGCGAUCCUGCUCUGUUUGGCCCUAGAAGUAGAAUCAUUAUAACGACUAGAGAUAAGAGCCUACUUCAGAAAAGGGUUGAACAUAAUAAGAUAUGCAAGGUUCAGGAAUUAGAUUCUGAUGAAGCUUUUCAACUCUUUCAUUUGAGUGCUUUCCGAAAUAAAACUGCUAGCGAAGAUUAUACCGAGUUGUCCAAACUUGUGGUAGAAUAUGCUGGAGGCAUUCCAUUAGCUCUUAAAAUUUUGGGUUCCUCAUUCCUUCACCGUGAGAGCAAAGAAGAUUGGCUGGAUGAAUGGAAAGAAUUUCCAAGAGAAAAGAUCUGGAAUGUGCUGAGAUCAAGUUACGAUGGAUUAAAAGAAAUUGAGAAGGAGAUAUUUCUUGAUAUAGCAUGUUUCUAUCAAGGGAAAGAUGUGUACAUUGUAAAAGAAAUGCUAGAUAUAUGUGGCUUUCGUGCAGCUGCACUUGGAGUUUUGAUUGAUAAGUCUCUCAUAUCAAUUUCAACGAAUAACUGCCUGGAGGUGCAUAGCUUGUUACAAGAAAUGGGUAGGGCAAUUGUUCACGAACAAAGUAUUGAAGAGCCCAUAAAAUGCAAUAAAUUAUUCUUGGAUGAGGAUGUCAAUCGGGAUUUGAAAACUAACACGGGACGAGCAACGCUACAAGCCAUUUUCUUUAACAGGUCUGCGAUUGGAGGGAUACUCUUGAAUCAUGCAGACUUUCAAAAGAUGUAUGAUCUGAGGUUGCUGUAUGUUUACAACUCUAGCCGUAACAAGUACUGCAAAGUAAAAGUUUCUCUUCCCCAUUCUCUUACUUAUCUUGACUUGGAGGGAUACCCUUUCAAAUCUUUGCCAUCAAAACUUUGUUCGGAAUAUCUUGUUGAGCUUCAAAUGCGCAACAACCAUGUUGAACAACUUUGGAACGAGGUCCAGAAUCUUAGAAACUUAAAAGUGAUGGAUCUUGGCUUGUGUGAUCGUCUGAUUAAAGUCCCAGAUCUCUCUCAAAGUCCAAACAUCGAGCAUAUAGAUCUUUAUGGGUGUAAAAGUCUGGUUGAAAUUCCUUCGUAUUUUCCAUGUCUCAACAAGCUGAGUUAUCUUAACCUGACAGACUGCACCACACUCAAAUAUCUUUCGGAGAUGCCAAGCAGUAUUGAGUACUUAUAUUUAGAUAGCACUGCAAUAGAGGAAUUGCCUUCAUCAGUUUGGUCUCUUGAAAAAAUUCGGUUCUUGGAGCUUCCCAAGAAUAUACCAGUAUUAGACUUGAGUGGGGCAGCGACUAAAUGCAAAAAUAUUCUGGGUCUCCCAGAGACCAUUUGUAAAUUAAAAUCUCUGAAGAGACUUGAUCUGAGUGGAACCAAAAUAAAAAACCUACCUGCAAGCAUUGGUAAUAUGAAAUCUCUUGAGAAACUUGAUCUGAAUGGAACCACAAUUGAAAGCCUACCUGCAAGCAUUGGAGAUUUGAAAUCUCUUGAGAAACUUGAUCUGAGUGGAACCGCAAUUAAAAGCCUACCUGCAAGCAUUGGUAAUUUGAAAUCUCUUGAGAAACUUGAUCUGAGCGGAAGCGCAAUUGAAAGCCUUCCUGCAAGCAUUGGUAAUUUGGAAUCUCUUCAGAAACUUGAUCUGAGGGGAAGCGCAAUUGAAAGCCUACCUGCAAGCAUUGGUAAUUUGGAAUCUCUUCAGAAACUUGAUCUGAGUGGAAGCGCAAUUGAAAGCCUACCUGCAAGCAUUGGUAAUUUGGAAUCUCUUCAGAAACUUGGUCUGAGUGGAAGCGCAAUUGAAAGCCUACCUGCAAGCAUUGGUAAUUUGAAAUCUCUUGAGAAACUUGAUCUGAGUAGAAGCGCAAUUGAAAGCCUACCUGCAAGCAUUGGUAAUUUGGAAUCUCUUGAGAAACUUGAUCUGAGUGGAAGCGCAAUUGAAAGCCUACCUGCAAGCAUUGGUAAUUUGAAAUCUCUUGAAAAACUUGAUCUGAGUGGAACUGCGAUCAAGUGCCUACCUGCAAGCAUCAAAGAAGCUUCUGGGCUGAUUUGUCUGCAGUUAACCAAUUGCACGAACCUUGAAUCUUUACCAGAGCUCCCAGCGCAAGGAAGCUACAAUGGCGUCACCCAGGCCACAUUUGACUUCUACCCAAUAAUACAUGAUCGUCCUGAUGGCAGAGCCGUUGAUUGGUCCAAGAUAAAGGUGACAAAGUGCGGGGUCUUCCCAAUGUAUGCCCCAGUUGAUUCGAUAUUGGCAUCGAGGAUGAAACAGGUGAGGGAGAUAAAUGUAGAGGCACACGAAUCAUUUCCUUAUUUAGUAGAUCUCAUGUUUAACAGGAGGGCAGCCAGACCUGAUCUAAGUCUCUGA